This is a messenger RNA of Trypanosoma theileri, 1569 nucleotides long. RefSeq lists its product as uncharacterized. The transcript has a single exon. Lineage: Eukaryota; Euglenozoa; Kinetoplastea; Trypanosomatida; Trypanosomatidae. Bases 1 to 1569 code for a protein of 522 amino acids. The record is from RefSeq and is a predicted model, not a curated record.
AUGCGUACCACAAAGAGGACCAGUAUAGACGGUAUCACACCGCUCUGUUGUGCUCAAUCAUCGCCUCGUUCCCACAGCAGCGGACUUUACAUUCGCAAUUCACAGACUGUAUCUUCUGCAACGCCUCCGCGUCGGCCAUUCUCUCUGGAAACUCCACGAUCAUCACAUCAUACGACUAGCAACAAACAAGGCCAAAAUAAUCAUAAUCACAAUUAUCUUAAGAAACAUAUCAAUAAUGGGCUGAGUAGUUUUAGACAUCAAAAGGAUGAAGUUCACGAUAUUUUGCGAGGUGCUGUAGCAAAAUUAUUAGAUUUUAAUAAAUUUACUAUGCCCGUAUGGACUAGACGGGUUUCGGCAUUGGAUGCACGUAUACGGCGAUUACCUGUUGGAGAUGAAAGUUUUUUAGAACGUGCAGCCGAAAAAUUGUCGGCAUGUCUUGAUGAACUUAACGAUACAUUACAAAUGUUAAGUGAUUCUACACAAACACCAGAGACUUCCAUAAGGUGGAAGAGGUAUGUACAAAAUUCACAAGAAUCAUUGUUAGAUAUCAAGACUUCAGUAUUUGCAUUGCAGUCCCGUAUUAAAAAGAUCCUCUCUUUUGCUACUUCUACAUCUCCUAAAACACUUGACCGUGUGCUUUAUUUCAUGGGCGCUAAUGCUUCCCCAACAAAAACAAGACAUACAAGAACAAACACAAGACCUCUUCAUUCUCGCAGGACAACCGAUGAAAGAGGAAAGGGUCCCCGUUCUAAUCCUUCUUCAACGAUGGGGUUUUCUUCAUAUGGAUCAUCCUCUGCUGGGCGGCGGAGUGAUGAAUCUCUAGAUGAGUUGGCGGCGGCUCGAUCGGGAUCUAAUCAUGGUACACCAGUGCGAACACGCCGAGCACGUCAACGCUCCCUCACGGGCUCAGAGGGAAAUUCCAGCCAUUGUGAAUCCCCUAAACAUAGUCGAUCUCAAGAACAUCAUCAUCAUAAUCAUAAUCAUCAUUCUUCUUCAGAACAACGACCACGACCACGACCACGACCACUAGCACCACUACAACAACAAAAACAGCAACAACAACGGUCUGUACUCUCAGCUUUAGAUCGACGUCAUUCAUGGGCUGAUAUUUUAACACAAUAUUCUAUGCGGUGUUCGAGAACGCUUAGUUCCCCCCAUCGGAGUCCCUUACUACGUAAGGAACCUUUCUAUGAUUCUGUUGAAGAAUAUACUCGUCCCACUAAGUUCCUUUCCAAGGAACCAAUUCAUGAUUUUAGGGAUAAUGGCAUUAAUUCUAAUCGUCGGGGUAGUGGGCUAUGGGAUGUUGGUCUGACAGAAAAUGAAUGUCAACAUGAUGUACUUUAUCAUUCUAGAAGUCGUGAUCGAAGUAAGCAACAACUUCAACCUGAUGAACGCUGUAGGCUUUUAGAACGGAUUGACAUUUUGGAGAAAUCAUUUGAUUCACGGAAUGCCUCAAGUUUAAAAGAAGCAGAAAAUUUAUUCAACAAAUUAUAUGGUUCCCGACGUGGACCACGGUAUUAUUCAGAGUGGAUAGAUGAUAUGGAAAUGCGGGCAGUUCGCCAUCGGUGA